ACACACAAACACUGUCACACUCUGUCUUCAUGUUGUUCCACAUGUUGAAGACGAUGCAUCGUGUCACCUCCGGCCGGAGCUUCUCUCCUCCUCAGCGGAAGUAGGACGACUGUCGACGCUGUUUCAGGAGGACCAGACGCCGGAUUACUGUCAUCAACAUCCCCAGCCACCAUGGACCUCUCCUUCAUGGCAGCGCAGAUCCCGAUGAUGACUGGUGCCUUCAUGGACUCAUCUCACCACGAUGACUACAGCACCGACCACUCUUUGUUCAACUCGUCUGCCAGCGUCCACGCAGCCUCCAUGGCAGCUCACAGCCAGCCAGAGGAACCCCAGCCCAUGUCCAGGGACGCCAUCUGGCUCUGGAUCGCCAUCACUGCCACCAUUGGAAACAUAGUGGUUGUGGGCGUAGUGUACGCCUUCACAUUCUGAGUGUAACUGCUCUGAGGCGAGCGUUUGAAUGAGCGUGGGCUGUAGCUUCUGAACGGCAAUGAGCUGUUGAAUGCAGUCUCUGCUGAACAGAUGACUCAUCAAAUGGAGCUUCCUCACUUCGGUUAAAUUACCCUGCAGUCAUCAAAGCACUCAAGUCAUAAUGAACUGCCAGGGUAGCGUGGAGAGUGGAAAAAGUUUAUACCGAAUCUAUCUCAGAGGAAAUAGAGGCACCAACGGCAGACAUAAUGUACAAAUGUCUAUUUUCCUCUGAGUUUAUGUUUUUCUCCCUGUAAUGGUCUAUAUUUACAUGUACAAAAUGUUAGUGUGUGGCUUCUUGCAAGAACAGGGUUGUGUGUGUGUGUGUGUGUGUGUGUGUGUGUGUGUGUGUGUGUGUGUGUUCUCAACUACCUAUCAAACAGUGGACCUCAGCGUUGUUUCACACUCAUUAACGGGGACCAUCAAGCCAACAGGGGACAUUUGGAGGUUCCAUCAUUACAAGCACACAGGGGAGGUCCACACUUUGAAUCGUGCUUAAAAAUAUAUUAAAAACACUGGUGAUGUUUAAAACACAGGUGGGGGACCAGUCCCACUUGGUCAGUUUAAAAUGAAUGUCUUCUGUUGGUACCGUAGGAAAGUACGUGUGUGUUUGUCUUACUAAUAACGUUCUGAAACAGUGUUCAGCGGAUAGGGAAAAGAGUAGAGAGGCCUUUAUGUUUGUAUUCUUCCAUCUGAAAAGUUUUUAUUCUGAAACCACCGAUUGAAACCCAAGUUUUACUUUUGUAAAACUUUUGUAAAAAUUUUGAAAUGUGUUUUGUGUUUAACUGUUGGCGUUGUUUACAUCUCUGUUGUAAAUUAUUAGAAGAAGAAUUUUCUCAUCUUUAUUGUACAGUAGUCAAGGCUUAACCCUCAUUGCCCAUUAAAACCAGCCUUCACUGCGUUUAUUAAAGAAAUACACUAUAUAUUUCUUCAGUUGUGGUGAUUUCACAGACCUUGUUAAAAAGGAAUAUUUGAUGAAAUUAAGCAAAGCUCUCCAAUUGAAUUAUUCAUUGAGCCCUUGAUGAAAAGCAUAGGGAUUGAAAAUAUAAAAAGGUGUAUAUGUAGGAGUGAACCAACAGCCUCCACUCUUGUAUGGGCCAUACUUAACCUUAAUUUGUUCCUUUUUUUAACAAUCGUGGCUGUUAAUUGCUUUGCCUUUGAAUAGUCAACAGUUUUUGAAUCCGAAGUCGUUUUCUGAUAAUUUCAUAAACUGUCAGUUAUCAGUCUGUCAUA
Labrus mixtus (cuckoo wrasse) is the source of this 1698-nucleotide messenger RNA. RefSeq lists its product as uncharacterized. The coding region runs from base 172 to 429 and encodes 85 amino acids. Lineage: Eukaryota; Metazoa; Chordata; Actinopteri; Labriformes; Labridae. The transcript has 2 exons. The record is from RefSeq and is a predicted model, not a curated record.